AGUAGCAGAUUUGUUCAUUACGUCGUUAAUAUUUUGCAUCUGAAAUAAAAAGGGGAAAUGAUAAUAUUAAUAAAAAUCGAAAUAAUAGUUUAAAUUCACCAACAUGUAGGUAAGUAUAUUUAUGUAUUAUAUAAACAUUUCCUUUAGUUUAAACUAUUUAUAUGUUAUAGCACAAACAGGUCAAUAGCUUUAGUUUCCUUUGUAUUGUUAGCUCAAUCUAUUAUACUAAAUUUCGCUAUUUCAUCCUGUCUUGUGUCUAUUCUUCCCAUCUUUCGAAACCAAACUUCUUUAUAUCUAUUUCUACCUUUUUCUUUAUUGAUCUUCCUUUUUUCUUUUUACAUUUUCCUCCGUUAUCAAUAUCUUUUUCGGUAUUCUGUAAUUAUUCAUUCAGGAGACUUGUCCCAGCAAUCCAACUCAUUACAACCUUAAUACCUGGUAGGUAAUUGUUGGUUUCUGUAUUUGUUCUUCUCCAGAUCCCUUCAACAGAUUAUAGCCCUCCAAAAAUUAACGAUUUCCUCCCCCAAACUUUCGGCUUUUCGAUCAUUUACAUAGUUCGCAGCAGUUUUUAUGACUACUAGUGUCUUGCUACCCGUUCCAAUACUUUUUCCCACCACUUUAAUUGUAAGAUGGGUUUUAGUAUAUUAAAAUAUGCAACAUUUAUAUAUUGGGUAUAUGGGUAUCUUAUUUUUAUUUUUUUUUUUUUUAAUUGAAUCACAAGGUUUGGUUUCACUCAAACUAUAAAAACAUCGAGCGCUACUAUCAUAUUUUAAAACUGCUGCAAUAAGCAAAAGACGCUGCAACGACGUGUCUUGGAAUUAUAUUUCUAUGUUUUAUAGUUUCUGAGAUACGGUAAGCAACUGAGCAGUUUGGUAUUAAGAAAUUUAUUGUCUAUAUAGUAAUAAUAAAAAAAUGGCGACAAAAUACAGAAAACAAUCUUGAAGGUGGCUAAGUAUUAAUACGAGGAUGGUCCCAGAAGUACUUGGCCUGAUCUAAAUAUGGUGGUAACUACUUGAAAAAUACUAGAAAGAACACAAUCUUUGACAACAUCAACUGCACGUUUGAUUUAAUCCUCGAAAAGGUCUCUAGGUGAAUGGACUCAACUGAGUUUCAAAAAUCAAGUGGAGCUCGUGAUCGUAAAGGUCUCUGGAGUGAUGGACAUUGUUUCUUGGAUUAUGCCGAAUUUAAGAAGUUCAAAACAGAGAAGGAGAGCUCAGUUGUCUGUCUUCUUAUAGUAUUUUCAAGAAAUUGUAUUCACACAAGCUGCAGGAUAUGAUUUACAUAAUUGUGGUGAAAAAAAUAUAUUUUUAACGUUCAUAGUUUUCGAGAAAACGGGUUUUUUGCAUUUUUCUCGAAACAUGCUUUUGUGGCUUAAUUGCUUUCGUUUUUAUAAUCUAAAUAAAUCACCUACAACAAUGUUAUUACUUUCAAAACACCCUGUAUAACUAAUUAAGUCUCUGUCACGCGAUAUUAAAUUCAUUUCAUUUGAAUUUCAAAAAAUUCUUAUUAUAUAUAAUAUUGUUUUACAAGUGCAAAUAUCAAGCAUAUUUUCUUGAAUGUUUUUAAUAAAUUCUUAGAAUUGUUAUUUUGACGUAACCGUAUCAUUCAACUAAUUUCGAGUGAAUUAAUAUAUGAAAGAUUUAAUUUUAGAUUCAUUAUAGUGGAAUAUUUGGUUUUGUAAAUACAAAAACGUGUUUUCGUUGAUAAAUAUAUACAAGUUGAAAAUUUCCUAGUUUCCUAAAUUGAGGUGGAAAAACCCUGUAUACUUCGCAUCAAUAGAUUAGAUGCAACAGUGGGAACGUGUUUUGGUUAUUUUAGAAAAGUACCUCGCAAACAAGCGAGCUCGACACUACCACUAAACACAAAUCAGGGAGUUCAAAAUUUUUAGUCUCACUUUAGAUUCUGUAGGGGCGGUCAUCUUUAGUAAAUUGUGUAUAAUUCUCAAGAUAUUAAGGUGUCACAAAACAUGUUGUUUCAAUACAUCUUCUUAUCCACAUUCGUGCUUGGUAUACUUGGACAAAUAGUAUUCCCAGAAUUGCCCAGACAAACUAUAGACAGUGAUCAAACUGAGGAUAGAGUCCCCUUGUAUGCUCCAAAUCGAUGUCCAGAAAAUCAGCUUUAUUAUCCUGGGAAUCAAGCCCAUGACUGGAUAUGCGAUUGUGGACCUACUUACAUUUACUAUCCACCAAAAGAUUUUUGUUACCCAGCGUAUCGUCAAGGGCCAUGCAAUAAUGGUGAACACCUAAUUAUACCCAAAAGAGAAAUAAUACCUAGGUGUGUCCCGAACCCUUGUAAGGAGGGCUUUGCCAGAUAUGGAGGAAAAUGCUAUGAAAUGGGUCAACCAAACGGACCCUGUCGACCAAUCCAAGAAGGGGGAGGAAUAUUUGAUGUUAAUGCAACAACUCUGGUGGUGGAAUGCUUAAAAGGCACAGAUCGACUUUCUUUAUUCGACUUACCCAAGAUAUGUGGUCCUGGGAGCAAGAGAGAUAAAGAAGGAAGAUGUAAAUAAGCUUAUACUACUUGUGCUACAAGUAUUAUUACACAGAACGAUUUUAAGUAUUGAGGAUAUUUUUAAAAAUGAGUGAAAUUAUAUUUUAGUAAAACUAAUUUUAAUGAACAUUUGCUUAAAUUGCAAAUAAUGAAAUUUGUUAGUAUGAGGAUAGUCUCAGAAGUACCCGGCCCAACAGAGAAAACACAAAAAUUGUGGAAAAAAAUUUAUUGUCGACCAAUGUUUACAAAUUCACUGAAAACGUUUAUUUAUUGAUGGCUGCCAAACAAAUACUAAAAAAUGUGGCGACUUCAAAUUUGAAACAUAUGCUGUAGGUAUACAUUGUGUUCUUUCUAAUACAGUUCAUAGUUAAUUGUGGGAGGUCAAAGGGUCGUUGGGCACAUAGACCUUCAGAUAUGCCCUUCGUAUCUCACUUGCCAAUGUCCUUUGAGAAGCCGAUCAGGCGCUUUAACUUGAACUCUUGAAUGACGUGGUCUGGUUAAAAGUUCGCCCACUAGUCGGAGGUCCAUCUUUAUGUGACUUCGCUCUUCUCAUGUUAGGUGUCUCUAUCCAUCUCUGCCGAACACGCUUUGCGAGUACACCGUCGAGAGAUGCGACAGCAACGCUCUUAGUCACACCAGGGAUGUAUUCUGGUCCCUUCGAUAAAUUCGCCGAUCCCAGUUUGGCGAGUGAGUCCGUCUCGUCAUUGUCUCUGUUGCUCAAGUGUCAGGGCUUUCUAAUACAAUGGUAAUUUUCAAGCAACUACCACCAUCUCUAGGUGAGACCAGAUUCUUCUGGGACCAUCCUCGUAUAAUACCAAUUAAAAAUUACCAAAAUAUUUCAAAAUUAUUAGAUUGACUUUUGAUGAUAAAUUAUAAAAAAAGCAUUCCUUUCGUUUAAUAUUAAUGACUAAUUGUAAAUAAAUUAUAUUUAUUGCCAUUAAAUAGAAUUAAUAAAACAUUUCUUUUCU
Molecule: messenger RNA, 3455 nt
Organism: Diorhabda sublineata
Lineage: Eukaryota; Metazoa; Arthropoda; Insecta; Coleoptera; Chrysomelidae
Exons: 5
Coding region: 1964-2506 (180 amino acids)
Source: RefSeq, a predicted model, not a curated record